UAUAUUUUAAUUUUUAUUAAAUCAUGUUUAAUAAAAAAAUUUUACGAAUUCCACAGAUUUUAUAUAAGUCUUUUCUAUUCUACGUAUCUUAAAUCCCAAUAAAGAAAAUUUAAAAAGUUGAAAAAUUAACGAGAUGUGCGGCUGUGAUGUAGCUGUCAUUUGGAAGCCAUGAAACGCUGUCUGCAUAACCUGUUUUCUAUUAUUAAUGCGUUCUGCACUUUCCAUGCUCGUUUACCUUGUCAUCUUUAAAUCUUCAUAUUAGUUAGUUUGUUUAAUUUUCACACUUGUUGGAGACCAGAAUUUACAACUUUAACUUCCUUUUGGUUCUAUGCUCGAUCACUCGUUUCGUUUGGCAUCAGUUUUCUCAAAUAUUGCUGUUGUUUUUGUUGUUUUUUUUGCCAGUGAGGCUCUGUUCUUAAGAGAUUUGCUUGCUGUUAGUAUUUUCGGUCAUAACCACUGUUAUUUGUAAGACUAGUAAGUGUAGAAAUAAUAUAUCUUUUAAAUCUUUAUGAAUGGUACCAAGUAGUAUUCAUUUGUUUCCAACUUUCUUGCUCUUCUGUUUCCACGUUACUUCCUGAUCAGAAUUUAUAACUUUUCUCUUGAUUCUCAGCUUCUUCGGCAUCAGUUUUUUUUUUUUUCUUUUUGAAGUUCGGCUUGGAAGAAACUCCCAGCUGAUCGAUGUCUUUCUUUUGACUUAAGGAGGAGUGAGUGUUCUGUUUCUAAGGAGUUGCUUCAUCACCAGACAUUCACUUCGAUUUUCCACCAUUAAUUUGCGUAUUCCAUUAAAAUAUGGAAUCCAUUGUUUGUGACGCUGCUAAUAAAGUUGUGGAAUACACGUUUGGUGUCAUCAAACGUGGGUUUGUGUACGUAAUAUAUGUUGACAGCAAAGUCCAGAAUCUCAAGGAGAAAGUUCAAGACCUGAUGCAUGCCCGAGAGAGAGUGCAGCAUGAUGUUGAUAGGGCCCUAAGGAAUGCGGAAGAGAUUGAAAAGGAUGUCCUGAAAUGGAUGGCCAACGUCGAUGAGAAAUUAGCUGAAGCGGGUGGGGACAAGUUGAAGGAGGAUGAAGAGAAAGCCAAGAAGAAGUGUUUCAUUGGGUUGUGUCCUAAUUUCAAGUCUCGUUACCAGCUUAGCAAGAAAGCAGAGGAAGAGGCGCAGGCUAUUAUUCAACUCCUGGGAGAAGGCAAAUUCGAAAAAGUUUCGUAUUCUGUUGCUCCAGAGGGGAUAGUAAUCAAAGGUUACAAGGCCUUCGAAUCAAGAACAAGUGCCAUGGAGGGGAUUAUGGAGGCCUUAAGGGAAUCAAGUGUCCGAAUAGUUGGAGUACACGGGAUGGCUGGUGUAGGCAAGACCACCUUUGCAAAAAAAGUUGCAAGUAAAGUCAGGGAAGAACGCUUAUUUGACGAAGUGGCGAUGGCAAUGGUUUCACACAAUCCAGCCAUAAGACAAAUUCAAGGAGAAAUUGCUGAGAUGUUGGGCCUCAAAUUUGAUGUUGAGACUGAUAGUGGAAGAGCAAUGCAGUUACGGCAGCGAUUGAAGAAUGGCAAGAGGAUCCUCAUAAUUUUAGAUGACCUCUGGCAGAAACUCGAUCUUGAAGCUGUCGGGAUCUCAUUUGAUAAUGAGGCCGCUCAAAAAUCUUCUACUGCUGGAUGCAAAAUAUUGCUGACUUCCAGAGGCCUCGAUGUGCUCCGCCUUAUGGAUGCUGAGAGGAGUUUCAAAGUCAAAAUCUUAUCUCAAGAAGAAUCAAUGAUUCUGUUUGCAAAUAUAGUUGGUGAAGCCGUUGGAAAAUCUGAUGAUCAUCAACGUAUAGCGGAUGAAUUGGUGAAAAAAUGCGCAGGGCUGCCAGUUGCUAUUUUAGCAAUUGCAAAUACAUUGAAAGCAAAGGAACUCUAUUUUUGGGAGGAUGCCUUGCGGCAGCUGCAAAGAUCAAUUCCAUCAAACAUAAAAGGGAUGCAAGACGAUGUAUAUUCCACUAUAGAGUUGAGUUACAGAUGGUUGAGCAAUGAGGAAGAGCAAUCUGUGUUCCUGCUUUGCGGCCUGCAUCCUCAAGGUUUUGAUAUUCUUGUCUCUGAUUUGCUACAGUAUAGUAUUGGUUUGAAUUUGUUGGAAGGCAUCAACACUGUGGAAGAAGCAAGGAAAAGAAUUGAUGUACUGGUUCAUGAGCUCAAAGCUUCUAGCUUGCUACUGGAGGGAAAAGGUGACAAAUGGGUGAAGAUGCAUGAUCUCAUUCGUGAUGUUUCCCUUUCAAUCGCCUCUAAAGAUAAGCGGAUGUUGGUCAUAGAGGACGAAAGUCGUAUGAAAGAACUAUUGAAGAAGGGAAAACUCAAUGACUGCACUGCUAUUUCAUUGCCAUACAGUAAUAUUCAUGAGCUUUGUGGUGUGGAAUGCUCGAAACUGGAGCUACUCAUGUUGCUGAAUCAAGAUUCUUCUUUCCAAAUCUCAGACACUUUUUUUGAAGGCAUGAAUGAGCUGAAGGUGCUAAAUGUGACUGGUAUGAGUUUUCCAUCUCUACCUUCAUCUUUUCUUUCAUUAACAAACCUUCAAACUUUGCGUUUGUAUCAAUGCAACUUGUCUGAGAUAGCCAUCAUAAGGAAUCUAAAGAAGUUAGAUAUCCUUAGCUUUCAGGAUUCUAGAAUUGAGCAAUUGCCAGUAGAGAUAGCAGAAUUGACCCAACUGAAGGUAUUAGAUUUGAGUGAAUGUUCCAGGCUUAAAGUGAUCCCAGCAAACGUCAUAUCAAAGUUGUCUAGAUUAGAAGAGCUUUAUGUUAGCAAGAGCUUCGGUCAAUGGAAUGUUGAAGGAAAUGCACAACUUCCAGAGUUGAACUUGUCUUGUUUGUCUGCCUUGCAUGUAUAUAUUCCUGAUGCCCAAAUUAUGCCAAAAGACUUGUUCUCUGUGAAGUUGGGAAGAUACAAGAUUGCCAUAGGAAAUUUUGAUUGGGAUUUUUUUGAGUGUGAAGCUUCAAAAGCAUUGCAACUUAAAUUAGAUACUGGUAUUCAUUUAGAAGAAGGGAUUAAAAUGUUGGUAGAGAAAACUGAGGAGUUACGUAUAAAGGAAUUCAAAGGGGCCCAGAAUGUGCUCUAUGAGUUAGAUAGGGAAGGUUUUCCACAUUUGAAGCAUCUCAGAGUUGAUAAUUCCUCAGACAUGAAAUGUAUUAUUAAGUCCAUGGGGUCGGCUCCACAUAAAGCAUUUCCUGUUUUAGAGUCAUUGGAGCUUGGAGAGCUAACUGUUUUGGAGAAGAUAUGUGAUGGUCAACUCAAAACAGAAUCAUUUAGCAGACUAAAAACCGUAGUAGUUGCAGGGUGUGAUAGAUUGAAGUAUCUUUUCUCAGUCUCCAUGGCAAACAAUCUCUACCAACUUCAAGAAAUUCGCGUAAGGGAGUGCGAGAACAUGAAAGAGAUAGUUGUAGAGGAGGAGGGAAGGGAAGACAAUGUUGUAGAGUUUCGUCAGUUGCGCUCUUUGAAACUGGAAGAUUUGCCAGAAUUGAAAAGCUUUUAUUCCAUGGAGGAAACGCCUUCCUUAAUAGGACAAGGAGGAAGUGUAUCAAGCACAAAUAUGGUUCCACUUUUCAACGGAAAGGUAAUUCAUUUACUGAUUUCUGAGUAAUUAGUUUGUUAUUUGGUAAAACUGUGGUAUUGUUUAUAGCUGUUUUCUUGAAUAUUGGCUUUCAUAAAUUCUAAAGGUUGGAAAGAAUGAGU
Durio zibethinus is the source of this 3689-nucleotide messenger RNA. The record is from RefSeq and is a predicted model, not a curated record. NCBI's taxonomy places the organism in Eukaryota, Viridiplantae, Streptophyta, Magnoliopsida, Malvales, Malvaceae.